Molecule: messenger RNA, 765 nt
Organism: Penicillium mononematosum
Lineage: Eukaryota; Fungi; Ascomycota; Eurotiomycetes; Eurotiales; Aspergillaceae
Exons: 2
Coding region: 1-765 (254 amino acids)
Biological process (GO): transmembrane transport
Cellular component (GO): membrane
Molecular function (GO): transmembrane transporter activity
Source: RefSeq, a predicted model, not a curated record
AUGGCAUCUUACUGGCGAGAACAAAGCGAUCAGUACCCUAAUACAUACAAUCAUGAUCAUCAGCUUCUGUCUCGUACUCGCCAUUCAUUCCGGUUUCCGAACGUGUCUUGUAUCAACAAGAGUCGCCGACGAGUAGUCAACCUGCAUGGACGCUAUAUCAACCGGGAGGGCGUAUGUCUUUCACCGCUUGGUGUUGUGGGUGAUAGCUUUGAUAUCGAUGAUCCCGGAAUUUUGAGCUGGUUCAUGGCUGGGUACUCCUUGACUGUCGGCACAUUCAUCUUGGUCUCUGGCCGGUGCGGCGAUCUAUUCGGCUAUCGUCGAAUGUUCAUCAUCGGAUUCUGCUGGAUUGCGCUCUGGUCUCUUGUUGCAGGUCUCAGCGUCUACUCGCACUAUAUCCUCUUCAUAUUUGCACGUGUUUUCCAAGGCAUCAUUAUUCCUUGGGGUAUGGAUAUGUCCUUCCCUGCAGCAACUCUGAUGUUAUCAAAUGCCGUCGAGCGCAAGCAUCAAGGUGUCGCUGCAUCCCUGGUGACUACUGUUGUCAACUAUAGCAUCUCGCUAAGUUUGGGACUCGCCGGUACAGUGGAGGUUCACGUCAACAAUGGAGGUCACACUCUCGACGAUGUCCUUAGAGCGUAUAGGGGCGCGUUAUACCUGGCUGUUGGUCUCGGUGGACUGGGGAUGUUUCUUAGUGCGAUCUACGUAUUCAAGGGUUAUCGAGCUGAGAGGCGGCCAGCGAAAUCCAAGCACGAGGAAGCCGAGGGAUAG